AUGAUUUGGUAUUUUAAACAAUUAAACCAAUUCACACAAGAAGAAGUAGAUCAAGUUUAUACAAUUAGAAAAGAAGUAUUUUCUGAAGGUGGAGAAAAAGAUCUUGGACAUCCACCUAUGGACGAAAGUGAUCAAUAUUGCUAUCAUUCAUUUGGUUGGGAUGAAAAUGGUAUUGUUUGUUAUUGUCGUGUUAUUCAAGAAGAACAAGGAAUAUAUAAAAUUGCACGUGUUCUUGUACAUCAAAACCAUAGAAGAAAAGGAAUGGGACAACAAUUAAUUAAUUAUACAUGUGAUCAAAUAAAAAAUUUGUUUAAUGGUAAAAAAGUAAUUCUUUCAGCAUUAGAAGAUAUUCAUACAAUGUAUUUGAAAAUAGGAUUUAAUAAAACUGGUUCUUUCUGUGAUUUCAAUGGAAUUCCUGCAAUAGAUAUGCAAAGAGAACUUUAA
Entamoeba dispar SAW760 is the source of this 444-nucleotide messenger RNA. RefSeq lists its product as uncharacterized. Bases 1 to 444 code for a protein of 147 amino acids. The transcript has a single exon. The record is from RefSeq and is a predicted model, not a curated record. Lineage: Eukaryota; Evosea; Mastigamoebida; Endamoebidae. Gene Ontology annotation, molecular function: acyltransferase activity, transferring groups other than amino-acyl groups.